Molecule: messenger RNA, 465 nt
Organism: Cooperia oncophora
Lineage: Eukaryota; Metazoa; Nematoda; Chromadorea; Rhabditida; Trichostrongylidae
Source: the annotation of a GenBank genome assembly
AUGAUCGCAAUACUAUGGGCAGCUGUGGUCGGUAGUUUCGUCGUAGGAGAGGAGGCCAUCACUCCCUCCGAUGUCGUUUGGGGAACCUGCCGUCGAUAUAACGAGUUGGAACUGUUCAUCCAUACUCUGCAGUUGAUUUGUCCACUCAAUUAUGACAACAAGUGUGAUGACCCCAUCAUGGAUCCGUACGGUCUAUUUAGAUAUCGCUGCCAAACCGUUUAUCCUUAUGAUGAAAACUUGUCAACAAUUGAGAUACUGAAUGCGAGUUCAUUGCUGGAAAUGCUGCACCACACGGAUGUUUACAAAAGGAACAUGGUGUAUGAUCACACGCUCCUUUGCAGCCUGUUCUACUCGCCGACAUGUCCGUUCAGUGCUCGUAUUGCUCCAUAUUUCAAUGCACUUCCUCAGCUGUAUAACCAAAGCAUCAAGUUCGCCGCAUUCGAUGCCACAGAAUUCACGAAGUGA